AAUAUCAACUUUCUUUUCCCUCACUGUACUCUCCAGUCAGCCAUUUCCUUCAUUUACCGCCUCCAUGUGUCUCCUUCUCACACCCCUCAUACCCACGUAAGGUGAAAAAAAUAAUGAUAAAACAAUUAAAUAACAUCAUGAUGUGACUACAAGCAAACUUCGGCAGCGUCUAUUUGCAGAAUACAGAACAGGUGCCAAAAUCACUUGCUAGAUGUGAGUGCCUUCGUGUGUGCGUGCGCGCGUGCGUAAGUAGUUCCUGCUUGGUUUACAGUUAAGUUGAGGUGAAGCCACACUGCAGUCGAGACCGAACACAGGAGUGGCAAACAUCUAGCAAAAUACCUACUGUUCUUUGGUGCUAAAAUGUUCUCCAGGAAAUGACACAAUGGUGACGUUCGUGUACACCGUUGAAAAUUUCUGAUUGUUAUUUAUUUAUGUUUUGGGGGGUUGGGAAGGCGGAGAAAUCUAUUUCUCUUCAAUGGCACCUAACCAUCAUGACUUUCUUGGUGUGCUAUGUGAAAUGGACGAGGAAAUCUUAACGUAUACAAGUGUAACCUCUGGACUCCCCUUCGCUCUUCUGACCAGGCGUGCACAGGUCGUCUUUAUAGAGCCUUGUUGUGUGGUAAAAAAAAAGAAAAAGAAAAAAAUGCUUUUGUUCUCACGUGCUAGGAAGGUCGAUACACGAAGAAAAUAAACCAGAAUCAAGGUCUGAUGAAGAUCUCAUCCUCCAAGGCCAAAAUUCACCAGGCACGAAAAGGAGAUUGUAAAGUGGAUUGUUUUAUUUCUGGUCAUGAUCUAAUUUUUUUUUUUUUUGUCCUUUCUUUUCUUUUUUCAAGACACUUGGGCUAAUUUCCAAAGUCAAAGGAAAGAAAGAAAAAACAUUGAGAUUGGACAUUACACCGCGGUUUAUGGACAUUAUGUAAAGUAUGCGGAAAAUAAGUGAUUUGUGAUAUGGAAUAUGAUAUACAAUCCCAGUUUUGAUCUUUUUACUCAACUGUCGAUAUUUUGAGGGAGGGAGGGUCGGGAAUGUGUGUUUUUGUUAUCGCGUUUUUUUUGUUGUUUUUUUCACUUUCAAAGUCGCUGUUAUAAUGUUUGCACUUUGAACUUAAUUUCACGCCCUUUCUUCCUCAACCUAGCACGAUGAAUCUCGUUCUACCAAGCUCAUUCAACAGACACUAAGCCAAAGGAAAGCCAGGUCAUAGCCCAACACCCGAGGAUGCUACCGAGGCUGAUAGAAUAGUUGAUUUUGAAGAAUCUCGCCCUUAAUGGAUCUUUACAGCUUCGACAGUGACAGUGAUGAUUUUGGGGCGCCGCCAGUGAUCAACAGUCAUGCGGAAAUGGAGCAGCAUGUCAACUACUACGUCCGCAAACCAGGCCACUACAGACUCACCCUCGCUGACUACAUCAAACGGAAACGGAAGGAGAAAAGGAUCCUGCACCGCUUUAACCUCGCUAAGGAUGAGAUCAAGGCCGAGGAUCCUGACUUAUACCAACAACUCCAGGAGCUGAAGGAGGCGCACGAGAGUCAGGAGGCAUUGGCGUGCAGAAUCAAGUACCAUCCGAACGUCCUCAAGGCGCUGUACCCGGAUGCCACGGAUGAUGAAGAUGUAGAAGAGUUGGAGCUUCCACAAGACCCGCCGAAGCGUCGGUUCAACUUCAAGCCGCGCCUGAACAUGGUGUGGCAACAGCGUCUGGAAGCCUCGAGGAAGGAGAAAGAGCGAAGGGCGGAGGAAGCGAGGAAAGCGCAAGAAGAAAGGAGGAAGAAGAAAGGGAAGAAGAGGAGAGAGAAGAAAGAACGGCAGACGACCCCCGCAUUUUACCCAAAACCGAAGCUUCACGAGACACUGAGAGAUAGAGCUUUUGAAGCCAUUCUUACAAGACUGUUCAGAAGACAGUGGGUGGCCACCGUGGUGUCCCCCGUCCUAGGCGACACCCACUCUGCCGACGAUUCUCACCUGCCGACGCCCGCCCGCCUGCAGGAGGACACGCCGACGCCCCCAGCGAAGAGGAGAACCUCCUACCCUGCUUCGUACCCAGAACUCGAAGCCCGCAACGCCCUUCAGAGGUCGACGAAGGGCGUCGUCACCACCGCGGACGACCACCCCUACGACGACGAUCUCUGCGCGUAGGAGCAAGGUCGUGGGAAAUCACGUUCAGACGACGGCCGACCAGGCCUCCGGCAGCAGCUCCCUCGCCUCCCGCCAGACCCACACCACCGUGACAUCGACCCUGAGUCAUGCACGCCCGCGACGCCCGCCCAUUCGAGGCACUAGGACGUCGGAACUGCGCCGC
This is a messenger RNA of Penaeus monodon (black tiger shrimp), 2289 nucleotides long. RefSeq lists its product as uncharacterized. The record is from RefSeq and is a predicted model, not a curated record. Bases 1263 to 2126 code for a protein of 287 amino acids. The transcript is spliced from 7 exons. NCBI's taxonomy places the organism in Eukaryota, Metazoa, Arthropoda, Malacostraca, Decapoda, Penaeidae.